Messenger RNA from Drosophila willistoni, 863 nucleotides. RefSeq lists its product as uncharacterized. Lineage: Eukaryota; Metazoa; Arthropoda; Insecta; Diptera; Drosophilidae. The transcript is spliced from 2 exons. Gene Ontology annotation, cellular component: cytoplasm. The coding region runs from base 1 to 831 and encodes 276 amino acids. The record is from RefSeq and is a predicted model, not a curated record. Gene Ontology annotation, molecular function: ubiquitin protein ligase binding. Gene Ontology annotation, biological process: regulation of proteolysis; proteasome-mediated ubiquitin-dependent protein catabolic process.
AUGUCAGACCCGCUGGAUGACUUUAGGACACCCCAAGCUGAUGAAAAUGAGCCCGAAAAUGUGUUGUCCCUAUUAGGAGAUGAAGAACAGUACCAGGAGGAGUAUUCAAGCAAAAAGCGUCGCCUGGAAUACUUUCGCAAUGGAAUAUCCGCCGAUUGUGAGAUUCAUGUCGAAAGCACUUGCGCGGAUACGGACAUUCAAAGCGGGAAUGUGUGUUACCGGAAAUUUUUGUGUCAUCGCAUCUUUUUGGCAACUGCCUCUGAGAAACUGGAGCAGGAUAUAUAUCAGAACAAACAAUGGAAUGGGGUACUUCAGAUCAAUGGUGUCUCCCCUGAGAGCGUAGAGAUCUUUCUUGAGUUUAUUUACACAUUUGAGGUGACCUCGCCCAAUGUCCAGCUGCAAUUAAUAGGCGACAUAUUCAUUUUGUCGUGUGCAUAUAAUAUCCCCGAAUUGAUGGUCAAGUUCUCUGAUCUGCUAAAGGAUAAGGAAUGGCCACUGGAAGGCAUCUUUCCAGCUUUUGAUCUAGCUUUUCGUCAUAAUAUUGCCGAGCUGGAGUAUGCUUGCCUGGUGAAAAUCCUUGAAAAUGCUGACCAAUUAAUCCAAGAGCCAUCCAUCAUGAACAUACAAAUCUACGCCCUGAACUAUGUGAUCCAACUUUGGUUGGUUACCGAAUUAGUAGCGCCCAACGAUCUUGUUCAACUGUUGCAGCAGUAUCAGGAAGUCAAUGAUAUUAAGUUUAGUAAUAUUCAAAAGUUUCCGCAUUUCACAAAGAUCAUCAAGUACUUUCCCAAUGUCCUCCUCGAUGCUGAAGGAGUAAUAACAAAAUAUUGAUUAUAAUUAAAUAACGAAUUGCAAAUCUUCAA